Messenger RNA from Acanthoscelides obtectus, 342 nucleotides. The record is from the annotation of a GenBank genome assembly. NCBI's taxonomy places the organism in Eukaryota, Metazoa, Arthropoda, Insecta, Coleoptera, Chrysomelidae.
AUGCUAUUGCAAUGCUUGCAACAACUGAACUGCCUCCUCUCCGAGCGCUGCACUAAUUUAAACACAUAUUUCCAAGGUCAUACCUUCUACCACUCACGACUUCAAGGUCACAUUUCAAGGCUAUAUUUCAAGGUCGCAUUUCAAGGCCAUGUUUCAAGGUUACAUUUCAAGGUCACAUUUCGAGGUUAAAUAUGCGUUCAAGGUUGGCUCCCAAGGUCGACUCUCAAGGGCGUUCUAGAACAUACAAACCCUACCUACUGUCACCCCUACUGUGGUGUAUCGUGGCGAACGAACUCCUCGUUAGGCUCAGCAGUAUGGGUGUCUACGCGCAAGCCUAUGCUG